This is a messenger RNA of Phodopus roborovskii (desert hamster), 2066 nucleotides long. Its product is annotated as guanine nucleotide-binding protein G(q) subunit alpha. The record is from RefSeq and is a predicted model, not a curated record. Gene Ontology annotation, cellular component: heterotrimeric G-protein complex. Gene Ontology annotation, molecular function: GTPase activity; GTPase activator activity; guanyl nucleotide binding. NCBI's taxonomy places the organism in Eukaryota, Metazoa, Chordata, Mammalia, Rodentia, Cricetidae. Bases 39 to 944 code for a protein of 301 amino acids. Gene Ontology annotation, biological process: action potential; phospholipase C-activating dopamine receptor signaling pathway; adenylate cyclase-modulating G protein-coupled receptor signaling pathway. The transcript is spliced from 6 exons.
GGACAGGAGAGAGCGGCAAGAGUACCUUCAUCAAGCAGAUGAGGAUCAUCCAUGGGUCCGGAUACUCUGAUGAAGACAAGAGGGGCUUCACCAAACUGGUGUAUCAGAAUAUCUUCACAGCCAUGCAGGCCAUGAUCAGAGCUAUGGACACUCUCAAGAUCCCGUACAAGUAUGAACACAAUAAGGCUCACGCACAAUUAGUCCGAGAAGUUGAUGUGGAGAAGGUGUCUGCCUUUGAGAAUCCAUAUGUAGAUGCAAUAAAGAGCUUGUGGAAUGAUCCUGGAAUCCAGGAGUGCUAUGAUAGACGACGAGAGUAUCAGUUAUCUGACUCCACCAAAUACUAUCUGAAUGACUUGGAUCGUGUAGCCGACCCUUCUUAUCUGCCUACACAACAAGAUGUGCUUAGAGUUCGAGUCCCCACAACAGGGAUCAUCGAAUACCCCUUUGACUUACAAAGUGUCAUUUUCAGAAUGGUCGAUGUAGGGGGCCAAAGGUCAGAGAGAAGAAAAUGGAUACACUGCUUUGAAAACGUCACCUCGAUCAUGUUUCUAGUAGCACUUAGUGAAUACGAUCAAGUUCUUGUGGAGUCAGACAAUGAGAACCGAAUGGAAGAGAGCAAAGCACUCUUUAGAACAAUUAUCACAUAUCCCUGGUUCCAGAACUCCUCUGUUAUUCUGUUCUUAAACAAGAAAGAUCUUCUAGAGGAGAAAAUUAUGUAUUCCCACCUAGUCGACUACUUCCCAGAAUAUGAUGGACCCCAGAGAGAUGCCCAGGCAGCUCGAGAAUUCAUCCUGAAGAUGUUCGUGGACCUGAACCCUGACAGUGACAAAAUUAUCUACUCCCACUUCACAUGCGCCACAGACACCGAGAACAUCCGCUUUGUCUUUGCUGCUGUCAAGGACACCAUCCUGCAGCUGAACCUGAAGGAGUACAAUCUGGUCUAACUGUGCCUCCCAGAAACCGCUCUUCCCUUCCCUGUGGGCCGUUGAAGAUAACCAAGAAGGACUGUAUUUCUGUGGAAAACAAUUUGCAUAAUACUAAUUUAUUGCCGUCCUGGACUCCGUGAGCUUGUCCACAGAGCUGUAGUAAAUAUUAUGAUUUUAUUUAAACUAUUCAGAGGAAACAGAAUGCUGAAGUACAGUCCCAGCACAUUUCCUCUCUCUUGUUUUUUAGGCAAACCUUGCAACUCAGUGUAUUUUAAAUUUUCAGUCAUCCACUCACAAUAUAAAAACACUCACAUCGUUUAUGUUCUCUCUCUCUCUCUCUCUCUUCCUCUCUCCCUCUUUCUCUCUUUCUCUCUUUCUCGCCAUCCCCCUCAUUCCUUUCCUUCUCCCCCAUCCCCUUUACUAUUGACCAAAAUACAGCUGGUUUUUCUUCUUCCUGCUCCAUACCUCCCUGCUGAUUUUGUUUUCUCCCAUAUUACAAUAGCCUUUACCCUGGUUCCGUUCUUGGUCAAGUUUCUUUCUCGAGUGAUGCAGUCAGGAUAGUGUCAUUCGAUUGAAGUCGUCUUAUAUCAGCUUCAUUUAACAGUGGUUCUGCUGAAGGCGUGUAUGUAUUACUACUAUGGUUUUAAAUGUAUCUCUGGAUGCACAUCACAUCUAGUAUUUCUUCCUCAAUAUAUAUUGUCUCACUUGGACUAGGACAGUGGGUACCCAUUAAUGAAUAAGAGUCAUAUAUUUUGGGUGCAGACCUUUAGCCAUAGCUGUAUUGUUCAGAGAAUGUCUGGAAGUCAGAGUGCAUGGGUACAGGCUGUAAAGGAGUCCUUGCUUCUACAGUCCGUGUGCCAUGUCCUUCCUCUCUUCCUUGCUCCCUUUCCUUUCUCUUUAGGUUCUUUGCCCUCUCUGUAAACCACGGAUGCCAAAUGAUAUGCCAACAGACACUACAUUCCCCAGCAGCUGCUGCCAGAGCCCUGUUGUAGCUUCUUCAUUUUCUGUUUGUUUCCAGCUUCCCUUCCCUCCUUCCCCUGUUUGUGUUUGGGCCAUAAUUUUAAAAUAAUUUUUGCUAUGGGUAUGUGUUGCCAAAGCCGGAUUUUUAUAAGAUAAAAUAAAUUAAUUUAAACAGUAAAA